AUGACGAGUUAUUUUACUACAGGAGUCGGUCAUGGCUCGUCGCCCGCUUCCUCUCCACUUUCCCCGCCGCAGCAAAAUCAGCGCUCGACGGCGCUGUCCAACCGUCUCACAUCCGUGUUAUCUGCAUCAUAUGCCGACUCUGACAUUCGCGAUGCGCUGGGGACGCUAAGUUUACGUGGAAUACACAACACAGCCGAGACAAGACGUCAGCUACGCCUCGAUGUGCAAAGGGAGGUCAUUCAGAGUAAUGCGGAGAUCGUUCGGGACUUUGGAGCGGUUGCAGAGCAAUUGAAACGAAUCGGACGCGUGAUUUCAGCUCUGAACCAAACUUGUGAUGAGAUGCGAAAACAUAUUGGACAAGCCAAGCAAGAGACCGCGCCCGUGCUGGAGGAAGCCACAGCGUUGAUGGAACAGAAGAAAAGUACCGAGACGAAGCAAAAGUUGCUGGAUGCCUUCUCCAACCACUUUCUGGUGCCCGAGGAAGACCUCGUAGUAUUAACGGCGAGCGAACAGCCCAUUGAUGAUCGGUUCUUCGACGUUCUGGCACGAGUGAAGCAGGUCCAUCAUGACUGUGAGCUCCUUCUCGGCGGCGAAAACCAGCGAUUGGGCUUGGAAAUUAUGGAUCUGAGCACAAGGCAUCUGAAUGCCGCCUACCAGAAACUAUACCGAUGGAUCCAGAAGGAAUUCCAGUCACUGAAUCUGGAAGAUCCUCGGAUCAAUAGCUCGAUCCGACGAGCCUUGCGUGUGCUGGCAGAGAAGCCGAGCUUGUUCCACAGCUGUCUCGAUUAUUUCGCAGAAGCUCGCGACUAUAUCUUGUCAGAUUCAUUCCACUAUGCCCUGACUGAUGCUAUGUCCGGAAACGCUGCUGUUGGUACUGUGGCUGACCGGAGCGUGAAGCCAAUUGAAUUCUCGGCGCAUGAUCCACUACGAUACGUCGGUGAUAUGCUUGCUUGGGUUCAUUCCACAACCGUCUCUGAAAGGGAAGCACUGGAGGCUCUCUUUGUAGCCGAUGGAGAAGAGCUUGCACGAGGCAUACAGGCUGGCCUGAGCAGCGAGCCGUGGUCGCGCAUCGACGAAGAUAAAGAGGUGACGUUUGACGGGCGAAAGGCGCUUAGCGACCUGGUCAAUCGCGACCUAGUUGGUGUCGCUCGAUCGCUUAGACAAAGAGUUGAGCUCGUGAUACAAGGUCACGAUGAUCCGGUCACUUGUUACAAGGUUGUCAAUUUGCUCGCCUUUUACCGCACGACAUUUUCCAAAUUGAUUGGUCCACAAUCGAACCUAGUCGAUUUGAUGCAGGCAUUGGAGCAGUAUACGUUCAAUCAUUUCGAGCAGUUGAUGCGUGGUCUCGCAAGUGCGCUGGCAGCGGAUCAGGCUUCUCUUGUCCCUCCAGAUGAUCUUUCGCCUCCAGAAUUCUUACUUGACGCCCUUGAGAGCCUAUUGUCUCUCAUGAAGUCUUAUGAAACCUCGGUGGAUUUGGAGGACGGGUUGAGCUCAGACGGCGAGAAUGCAUUUUCAUCUGUGCUUCGCGUCGCUUUUGAUCCUUUCCUGACGCUCGCUCGCUCAUCUUCCAAUAAGUUGAAGGACACUACGGCGCAAGUUAUUUACCAGACAAAUAUCCUUCUUGCGGCACGAGCAGCUAUUCAACCAUUUGGCUUUGCCAGUGCAACUCAGAACGCACCCCUUUCGUCUGCGCUGUCCACGCUUCGCAACAAUCUGCUCGAUAUCCAGCAUCAAUUCCUCCUUGAAAAGUCCGGACUAGACAAACUCCUUGAAGCCUUGGAGCCGUUCUCACACAAAUCCACUGAAGAGGCGUCGGCGGAAGAGAAUUUACCGAAACAGAGCGAUCAGCAGAAACCCCAACUUGCAGAUCUGAUCAAGCUUAUCGCCUUUAAGCCGGAGUCCCUCGUCGCGUCAAGUCAGCAACUUGACGACUUCCUUCCAUCAGCUUUGAUGGACGCGACGGAUAAUCUCAAACGCAUUCAAAGUGCAUCUCUUGUGCAAAGUGUGACCGAGGAUGCCGUAGAGGCUUUCUGUCGUGAUUUCGAAUUUGUCGAAGGCAUGAUUAUUGCCGCUGACGAGGCCCGGGGAAUGACGAACAUGAAUCUUGGUACUGGAGGGAGUAUGAUCAGUGGUCGCAGCGGAAGAUCGUCGCGACGACCAGGCGCAAGCGGCGAGGAAAAUGAAGACGGCGAAGAUGGCCAAUGGAGUUUGCGGACAUUAUUCCCUCGGACUACGGGAGAGAUUCGUGUACUCCUGAGCUGA
Molecule: messenger RNA, 2262 nt
Organism: Penicillium diatomitis
Lineage: Eukaryota; Fungi; Ascomycota; Eurotiomycetes; Eurotiales; Aspergillaceae
Gene: cog6
Product: Golgi transport complex subunit COG6
Exons: 2
Coding region: 1-2262 (753 amino acids)
Biological process (GO): intra-Golgi vesicle-mediated transport
Cellular component (GO): COG complex
Source: RefSeq, a predicted model, not a curated record